Fusarium musae is the source of this 456-nucleotide messenger RNA. It is a transcript of the gene RPS14, whose product is annotated as ribosomal protein S14, S11. Gene Ontology annotation, biological process: ribosomal small subunit assembly; maturation of SSU-rRNA from tricistronic rRNA transcript (SSU-rRNA, 5.8S rRNA, LSU-rRNA); translation. The record is from RefSeq and is a predicted model, not a curated record. Gene Ontology annotation, molecular function: structural constituent of ribosome; small ribosomal subunit rRNA binding; mRNA 5'-UTR binding. The transcript is spliced from 4 exons. NCBI's taxonomy places the organism in Eukaryota, Fungi, Ascomycota, Sordariomycetes, Hypocreales, Nectriaceae. Bases 1 to 456 code for a protein of 151 amino acids. Gene Ontology annotation, cellular component: cytosolic small ribosomal subunit; ribosome.
AUGGCUCCCAAGAAGACCACCACCCGCGCUCCCCAGGAGAACAUCUCCCUCGGACCCUCCGUUCGCGAUGGCGAGCUGGUCUUCGGCGUUGCCCGUAUCUUCGCCUCCUUCAACGAUACCUUCGUCCACGUCACCGAUCUGAGUGGCCGUGAGACCAUCACCCGUGUCACUGGUGGUAUGAAGGUCAAGGCCGACCGUGACGAGUCCUCCCCCUACGCUGCCAUGUUGGCUGCCCAGGACGUCGCUGCCCGCUGCAAGGAGCUUGGCAUCAACGCUCUUCACAUCAAGAUCCGUGCCACUGGUGGUAACGGUACCAAGACCCCCGGUCCCGGUGCCCAGUCCGCUCUCCGUGCCCUCGCCCGUGCUGGCAUGAAGAUCGGCCGAAUUGAGGACGUUACCCCUACUCCCUCCGACUCUACCCGCAGAAAGGGUGGUCGCCGUGGUCGUCGUCUCUAA